AUGGCCAACUCACCGCGCCGUGACGAUACCACUACGGACAAGGACAUUACUGUUCCAUUCGAACGMACAGAACCUCGGCCAGACUUCAGCAAGCCACUUCCUCGUCAAAAGCUUCCCGAAUCUCUACAAGAUACUCUCGAUCAUGAGGAGAAAUUCUGGGAGACUGUAGCCGCAGGCGAUGCCGGCGAGACUACAGAUUCCAACGUAAGAUAUGCUGCGUAUGCCAGCCGUCUGCGAACGAUUAUGCUCUCAGCCCAUCGCUAUGUGGCAUACACCAGUGAUAUCGGAGAAUCGUUCCGGCCAGUCGCACAUCCCAACUGGAUUAGAGCCGCGUACGGCGUGUCAUGGGCAUACUUGAUAGGUGAUGUUUCGCAUGAAGGCUACAAAGCGUGGAAGCACAACCAGCGCGUACUGCAUCCGGAGACUGAGGAGGACAAACUGGCGGCUCUGCCGUAUGGAGGAAAGGCUGUCCCAGCAAUUGAGGAUUACAGGACUGUCAUGGCACAGAGAGCCAUUUUUCAGGGUCUGGCAAGCAUGGGUCUUCCGGCCUUUACCAUUCACUCGAUUGUGCGCUAUUCGGGUCGGGCCAUGAAGGAUGUGAAGAAUGUUAAAAUACGGACGUGGGGACCUAUCGGCCUUGGCCUGGCAGCUGUGCCGGCUCUGCCAUAUAUGUUUGAUGAGCCGGUAGAGCAUGCGACCGAGUGGGUUUUUCACAAGGUCUUCGUAGCUGCUGGUGGAGCCGGGGCCGUUGGUGCGGACAAAAUUGCGCCGGGAGCGACUCUUCCGGAGAAGAAAGUUGAGAAGGAGCUUUAG
Messenger RNA from Ramularia collo-cygni, 813 nucleotides. RefSeq lists its product as uncharacterized. NCBI's taxonomy places the organism in Eukaryota, Fungi, Ascomycota, Dothideomycetes, Mycosphaerellales, Mycosphaerellaceae. Gene Ontology annotation, cellular component: mitochondrion. Gene Ontology annotation, biological process: mitochondrial fission. The record is from RefSeq and is a predicted model, not a curated record. The coding region runs from base 1 to 813 and encodes 270 amino acids. The transcript has a single exon.